UGCGCAGGCGCGGGGGAGGCGGGGCGCGGUGUCGCGCGGCGGCGGGCGAUGAGCGGCAGCGCCGAGGCCGACCCCGCGCCCGCGGCCCCGGCCGCCCCGGCGCCGCCCGCCCCCGCGCCUGCGCCCGCCGCCGACAACAAGCCCAGCCCGGCCGCGGGCGGCAGCGGCGUUCCCGGGGCGCCCCCGGGCGCGGUGGGCGGCGCGGCGCGGGGAGCCGAGGGCGGCGCGGCUGGCGGGAGGGGGCCCGUGCCCGUCUCUGCAGCGGUGGCUGCAGCUCCCCCUGAAGGGGCUAUGUCCAAUGGGGUCUACGUGCCACCCAGUGCGGCCAACGGGGACGUGAAGCCGGUGGUCUCCACGACGCCGCUGGUGGACUUCCUCAUGCAGCUGGAGGAUUACACGCCUACGAUCCCAGAUGCUGUCACGGGAUAUUACCUCAACAGAGCAGGAUUCGAGGCCUCCGAUCCACGCAUCAUUCGUUUGAUCUCUCUGGCCGCACAGAAGUUUAUUUCUGACAUUGCCAAUGAUGCGCUGCAGCACUGCAAGAUGAAGGGAACAGCUUCAGGCAGCUCCCGCAAUAAGAGCAAGGAUAAGAAGUACACAUUGACCAUGGAAGACCUGACGCCAGCACUUGCAGAAUAUGGCAUCAAUGUGAAAAAGCCACAUUACUUCACAUAAAGAGUGAGGGAUUGUCACUGGGGACUUUUUUAGGGUCGCUUCUGUGCCAUUAAACAGCUGGUUAGUUCUUUUGUGGAAAGGCA
Molecule: messenger RNA, 758 nt
Organism: Grus americana (Whooping crane)
Lineage: Eukaryota; Metazoa; Chordata; Aves; Gruiformes; Gruidae
Gene: TAF10
Product: TATA-box binding protein associated factor 10
Exons: 5
Coding region: 49-675 (208 amino acids)
Biological process (GO): transcription initiation at RNA polymerase II promoter
Cellular component (GO): SAGA complex; transcription factor TFIID complex; nucleus
Molecular function (GO): RNA polymerase II general transcription initiation factor activity; promoter-specific chromatin binding
Source: RefSeq, a predicted model, not a curated record